GUAAACUGCCGCUUUUAAACUUCCGCGUCUAUGUCGGGUUAUAUUUUGGUAUAAACACGCUAGCUUAUGCUACGACUUAUUUCUUGAAUAAUAUACAUAUAUUCAGAUAGAUUAUUCAGCUGAUUCGGAUAUAAAGAUGAACAGUUCAAACAAAUCACUUAUAGGUAUAUUUAUAAUCUUGAUAACAACCGAUUCCUGCGUCUCUGCGUCGAGUUGUAUCGCAAACUGCGCAUCAUGUUCAAAUUCAACCGUAUGCACAUCAUGUGACUCGGGAUACUAUUUACGGUCAGCUGAGGAAUGUAGAGCGUGCACGUACGUAGGAACGAACUGUGUUACAUGCAGUAAUGAAACGCAUUGUAACGAAUGUAAGCAAGGCAAGUGGAGCACCAAUUGCCAAUCAUUUUGUUCUGACGGUUGUAACACAGAAACGUGUAACUCAUUAGAUGGAACAUGUACUUGUAAACAAGGUUUUUAUGGACCUAUAUGCCAACUCCAGUGUUCGGAAAACUGCCUAACUGACACAUGUGGGGUUAACGGUGAAUGUGAGUGCAAAGACGGCUAUUAUGGAAAUCAGUGUACUGGAAUCUGCUUUGUUGAUUGUGAAAAAUGCUCUAAUGGCACAGCUUGUACAGUGUGCCCAACUGGAAAAUAUGGAACACUUUGUGGAAUGCAGUGUGAAUGCGAUGGAAGAUGCGAUAUUCUCACUGGUGAUUGUAUAAAUGAAAUGUGUCCUGAAACGUGUUCAUCAUGUAAUGAACUUGAUCAGUGCAACGAGUGCACUUUUGAUUGGUAUGGCGCAAGAUGUAACAAUACUUGUUCAGAUAAAUGUAAUAGGGGUUGUGAGCAACAUUCUGGACAUUGCAAUGCAUGCUAUACUGGCUAUUUUGGAACAACAUGUGAUAUGCUAUGCACUCAAUGCCAUGGUGGUAACUGCAAUCAAGAGGGGGAGUGUAUGUUGUGUGAAGAUGGAAAUUAUGGACCAUUCUGUAAUAAAACCUGUUCUGAGGAUUGUGGUGGCAAUACCUGUAACAAGAUAGAUGGAUCGUGUCAACAUCAGGUUCAGUGUCCAGGGAACUGUGUCACUUGUACGGACAGAGUAACUUGCACUAAAUGCAAUGUUUAUUAUUACGGUUAUCUUUGUGCGUCAGUUUGUAACAGUACGUGCGAAAGUGGCCGUUGUGAAAUAGAAUCUGGUCGUUGUGAGAAUUGCAAGCCAUCAUAUUAUGGGAACUUUUGCGAAAACAAUUGUAGCCAUGCUUGUUCAAGACAUGGCUGUGAAAAGGAAACAGGAUUGUGUAAUGGGUGUAUGAAAGGAACUGUUCGUGGACCGUUUUGUAAUAUAACUUGCAGCAAUUACUGUACAGAUGGGCAAUGUUCACAAGAAAAGGGCUAUUGCUCAAAUGGUUGUAUCCCUAAUCAUUAUGGUUCAAUGUGUGACAGCAUUUGCUCCGAGAACUGUGUAAAUACGACAACAGAAUCAAAAUGUGACUCUACUGGAAAGUGUUUUAGUGGAUGUCUUGACGGUUUUAUAGGCGAUACGUGUACGAAAGUAAAAGGGACAAAUGCCGAUAACAGGAAAAGUGAUGCAAAGGUGUCGGCUGCUGCUAUUGGAGGAGCAGUUGCAGGGAUGUUGGUGUUUGUUGUGAUCAUCGUUCUAAUUGUCGUCGUCCUGAAAAGAAGAAACAGUAAGCCCUAUGAAGAUCAAAGUGACGAAAGUGAUCAUGGGUACCACACAAUAGAGCCAUUGCAUGGAGUGAAUCAAGUUUCCAUGAUAGCAGCAACCGCAGUUUCGUUGGGAACAACAAACGUUAGUUUCAACCAUGUAUCGGAUACAAUAAUGCUCGGUGGUAGCUUAGAAACAGCAACGGACGAUGGUGAUCUUGAAAUUGAUUUGGACGAAGCGAGGAGAACACAGAAAAGGAAACUGGUCAAGAGGGUUGAGGAGAACGUUUACUACAUCGGGAUACAUGAUAUAGAGAAACGGAAAGUGAAAGUCGAGGAACUGGCGGUUUUUGUAGCUGGAACGACUCCGGAUUACUAUGAGGAGGAAUUCGAUAAAUUCUCUGACGGCCUCACAAGGAGCUGUGACGCUGCCAGAUUACCUCAAAACAAGGCAAAAAACAGAUACAAGGGAUUAUAUGCAUAUGAUGCAACAAGGGUGAAAGUGACUGGUUUUGAUACUGAUUACAUCAAUGCUAACUACAUCGAUGGUUUCAAUGAGAGAAAUGCGUACAUUGCUUCGCUUGGUCCAAUGUCGAAACAGAUGGGAGACUUUGGCAUGUUCUGGAAUAUGAUUUGGCAACAGAAUGUGGAGAAGAUCGUCAUGGUUACCAACCUGAUGGAAGAAGGGAAGGAGAAAUGCGAGCAGUACUGGCCUCGUGUUGGGACCACUAAAGACUACAGCGGGGUGAAGGUCACCUGUCAGAGCGAGGAUGAGUAUGCAGAGUUCACGAGAAGGUUGCUGCUCCUAAAUGAUGGCGAAUCGGAGAGGCAGCUGCACCACCUCCACUUUACGGCUUGGCCUGAUAGGGGAAUCCCAGAGGACGUCACGGCGCUGAUUGAGUUCCGACAUAGAGUGCUCAAUUCUACUGCUCAUCUCGACGGUCCAACGCUGGUUCAUUGCAGUGCGGGAAUCGGUCGAACAGGGACCUAUAUUGCGUUAGAUAUUCUAACAAAGGAAGGAAAUUCGAACAAGGCCGUUGAGAUUCCAGGAUGCAUCAUCAAUAUGAGACAGAACAGGCCAAACAUGGUCCAGACAGCGGAACAGUACGAGUUUCUACACCUUGCCCUGGUUCACACCCUGACAUUUAACUGUGAGCAGGUACCAGGAAAACAGUUUCAGGACUACAUGAUCGAGACAAGCAAGGGCGAUCUUAUCAGGCAGUUUAAGAAAAUUACAGACUCUCCCCAUGUUCACACUGACGACGAAAUCCUUGCUAUAGAACGAAACAAGUCUGAGAAAGGAAAGAACAGAAGUGGAGCAGAUAUUCCAGGCGAUGAAUACCGCCCUCGACUUUAUCUGGGAAUAAGACAUGGAGAUUCAGACUAUGUCAACGCUGUCUUUGUUCAUGCGUUUCAGGCGAAACGGAAAUACAUCGUCGCCCAGUCUCCGAUGCCAAAUACUGUUCAGGAUUUCCUUACUUUGGCAUACCAAGAACAUUGCUCCUGCAUUGUCAGCUUUGAGCAAAGCGACGGAAAAAAAGAUAUAGGUGAAUAUUAUCCAGCGGACAAUCAAGAACUCAAGAAAGGUCAACUGUCUAUUUCAUGUGGGAGGGAUAAAGUCAAGAACGAGUACAGUAUCCAGAAAUGGCUAACUAUUGAGUUCAAGGGAAGCACACAGAGUAAAGGUGGCAAAAGCACAUUGCGACACUUUGAGUUUACAGACUGGAACCAGACUGGAAAUGUUCCACGCAGCCCUGCUUACUAUGUUGCAUUUCUGAGAGAUGUCAAAAUGGCAUCAUCCAAUGGGCCUGUGCUUGUUCACUGCAGGGAUGGAGGUAGUAGGAGCGGGCUGUUCUGUGUAAUGGCAUUCCUCUUGGAGAAGAUGGAAGUAGAGCACGAGGUCAAUGUGGUUAACGCCGUAAGGAAGGUCAAGGCCAGGAGACCCAACGCCGUACCCACUCAGGCACAGUUCGACCUCUGCCAUGAUGGUCUUCUGGAGUUCGUCCGUUUGUUUAAAACAUACUCCAAUUAGGCGGAGCUGUAAAAUGUGCCUUUGAAAACAAUACUUAACUAUCUUGACUGCUUAUUCUGUCGUCACUUUGAUGUUUAUUUUUGUUUGUUAUAAAUUGCAUACCAUUAUGAAAGGUACGGGAACGUUCAAGUUUAGCAGUUUCCACGAUAACAAUUUAAACCAAGUUCAUACAGCCAACACAAUAACUUUAUGGCUUUACUUAGAAUUUACUAUUCCAACAUUAAGUUCGGCCCCCACUUAUACCUGAACCUAAAUGUUUUUUAUUAACCCUGGACAAAUGGGGACAGCUGAAAUGGUUUAUACUCAAACAAUACUUCUGUGAACAUACUUUCUGCAUAUCUAAUUAUAUAUAUACGUAUAUAAGCUUCUACUAUGUUGAACUUAUGUAAAAUCAAACAAAUUGCUUCGUUUGUAUAACAUAUGAACGUUUCGUAUUUGAAUUGUGUUUAGCUGUAGUUAUGCUUCUACCAGUUCAGCUUUAUCUGUUACUUCGUUCACAAAUGAGUUAUAUUCAUAAACACGCUCCUGCAUGCAUCAGCCUUAUGCUAAUUCUAUAAAACUAAUCGUGUUGUCUUAGUGUGUUACUUAAUACAAUGUUUAAGAACUUCUGCAACAUGUUGAUGGGUUUAUUCGUAAAUUAGAACAUGAUAAACUGUGUAUAUAUUGAAGAUUUGUGAUACUUUUCUAUCGUCGUUCACAACUACCCAGGACGUGCACACUUUCCGCACAUGGGAAUAAUAAUACGUAAUGUUAAAUCUGAAUGUCUACAAACUGCUGCUUUGUUUCGACUUUUUCUAUAAAUGAAAUAUAGCCUUGCGGUAAAAAUGCUUUGAAUGAGUGUUGUACUAAAUAAAAAGCUGAAUAUUUGGA
Mya arenaria is the source of this 4564-nucleotide messenger RNA. RefSeq names its product receptor-type tyrosine-protein phosphatase kappa-like. Gene Ontology annotation, biological process: protein dephosphorylation. The record is from RefSeq and is a predicted model, not a curated record. The coding region runs from base 137 to 3694 and encodes 1185 amino acids. The transcript has 21 exons. Lineage: Eukaryota; Metazoa; Mollusca; Bivalvia; Myida; Myidae. Gene Ontology annotation, molecular function: protein tyrosine phosphatase activity.